AUGCCAACGACAACCAACAACGUGCCUGAGGAGCCCGAAUUCAUCACAUACUCGACCUUCCCCUCCGGCAAGCACCAGGGCAAGACCCACUACAUCAUAGUCGGAGCAGGCAUCAUCGGCGUCUGCAUCGCCUUCUACCUCACCCGGCACCCGAAGUUCGACCCGAAAAAGCACUACAUCACCAUUUUGGAGAGCAAGCGAGUGGCCGGCGGAGCCAGCGGCAAGGCCGGCGGCUUGUUGGCUUUGUGGGCGUUCCCGCAGCAGAUUGUGCCCUUGAGCUUCCAGUUGCACCAGGACCUCGCCAACGAGUUCGGCGGAGAGGACGAGUGGGGCUACAGAAGAUUGACCACGAUCAGCGUCGAGGGCGACAUUUCCGACGCAAGGCUGAACUACAUCCAGGACAAACCCAUGAGCAGAGCCACAACAAUCAAGAAAAACUCCAUCGAGAUCGAGUCGAACGACUCCUCCGCAGAAAAGCGGUCCUCCCACUUACCGAAAAACCUGAUGUGGAUCGACGACAAGGUGAUAAACGACUGGAACCAGUUAGGUAACGAGUCGACGACCGCCCAGGUCCAUCCAUACCAGUUCACCACCUUCAUCUUGAAGCAGUGCAUAGCCACCGGCUGCGUCGAGCUGGUCAUUGGCAAGAUCGACGACAUCAUCAUUGACGAGGAGUCCGGCGAGUGCAACGGGAUUAUAUAUCAUCCGUCGAGCGCCAAAGCCGAGAACGAGGGACUGACUAAGCAGAAGUUCGAGCUCCACGGAGACAAGGUCAUAAUGUCGAUUGGUCCCUGGACGUCCAAGAUCCUACCGGACUGUCCGAUAAGCGGGCUCAGAGCACACUCAAUCAUCAUACAACCCGAGAGAGUCGAAGAAAUCAGUCCCUACGCCGUCUUCACCGAGUUGAAGUUGAACAAGAACAAAUUCGUCAGUCCGGAGAUCUACGCCAGAAAGGACGAGGUCUAUGUCUGCGGAGAAGGUGACUCAAGCGUCUUGAUACCUGAAACCACCGACGACGUCGAGGUUGUCACCGAGAAGUGCGAAGAGCUUUUCAAGUACGUCUCCAAGCUCUCAAACAACCUGAAAAACGGCAAGGUGUUGAAGAGACAGGCGUGCUACUUACCCGUGUUGGACAUCCCCUCCUCCUCGGGCCCGCUGAUCGGUGAAACCAACGUCGACAACCUCUACCUCGCCUCGGGCCACUCCUGCUGGGGGAUAAACAAUGCUCCGGCAACAGGCCUGUUGAUGAGUGAACUACUUCUGGACGGCGAGGCCACCUCGUGCGACAUCAGCGCGUUGAAUCCUUCCUUGUACUUCGACGCCACGUUGAUCUACGAUGAGGAAGAGGCCGACCUAGAGAACGACGAUGACGAAGACGCCGGCAGCAAUGCCAGCGAGAAAGGAAGUUACGAGGACAGCUACGACGACGAUGACGGUGCCGAGGAAGACGACGACGAAGACGAACAAGACGAACAAGACGGCAAUGCCGACUAG
Messenger RNA from Pichia membranifaciens NRRL Y-2026, 1494 nucleotides. RefSeq lists its product as hypothetical. The transcript has 2 exons. Gene Ontology annotation, cellular component: cytoplasm; late endosome. The record is from RefSeq and is a predicted model, not a curated record. Lineage: Eukaryota; Fungi; Ascomycota; Pichiomycetes; Pichiales; Pichiaceae. Gene Ontology annotation, biological process: retrograde transport, endosome to Golgi. Gene Ontology annotation, molecular function: oxidoreductase activity. The coding region runs from base 1 to 1494 and encodes 497 amino acids.